UUGUAGAGAUGAAGUCAAACUUUCUUUAUUUUUAGGAUGAGUACAAAAGUUUCUUAGUGAGACCAACAUUGACACAAGAGGACCAAGAAUACUGAUCAUAAAGCAAAAUAUUGCACAUUUGAUCAUAGAGGAUCAAUCAAUCAAUCAAUCAAAGGAAUGGGAGAACCCUUCUGGUACACUUUAGCUCUCAUCAUCACCUUCACCUCCAUCUUGCUUCUCCAUUUCACCGUAGCUAAAAUUAGACAAAAUCACAAUAAGAACCUUCCCCCCUCCCCACCGUCUCUCCCGAUUAUUGGCCAUCUCCAUCUUCUGAAAGAACCAAUUCACCGCACCCUCCAAUCUCUUUCUUCAAACUUGGGCAAAAUUCUACUUCUCCGAUGGGGUUCACGCAGAGUCCUCUUGAUCUCUUCGCCUUCGAUCGCCGAAGAAUGCUACACGAAGCAUGACAUCAUCCUCUCCAACCGCCCACGCUUGCUUGCCGGGAAACACUUCCACUACAACUUCAAAACCGUCGCCGCCGCACCCUAUGGAGACCUCUGGCGCAACCUCCGCCGUGUCAUGACUCUCGAGAUCUUCUCCUCCUCUCGCCUCGCCACGUCUUCGAGUGUCAGGCAAGCUGAAGUCCGUUUGCUAUUGAAUCAGAUGAUGAAGAGCUGUGCUUGCACCCAACAGGGGAUGGCAAAGAUUGAGCUCAAAUCCAAGUUCAUGGAGCUUUCGUUCAACGUGAUGACGAUGAUGGUUUUGGGGAAGCGGUACCACGGCGAAGAUGUUGAGGAUGUUGAAGAGGCUAAGCAUUUCCGAGAGGUUAUGAGGGACGCCGUUGACCUAUCUGCAACGACGAAUUUGGGAGACUUUUUGCCAAGUUUACAGUGGAUGGAUAUAUCAGGGUUGGAGAAGAAGAUGGCGAGGUUGAUGGCAAAAAUGGACAGCUUCUUGCAGUGUUUGGUUGAGGAGCGCCGUCGAAUUUUGUCACCCAAUUUGGAAGCAAAUGGUAAGGAUGACAACAUGUUCAUGAUCGAUAACUUGUUGUCGAUGCAAGAAACAGAGCCCGAAUUCUACACCGACGAAAUCAUCAAAGGAAUCAUUUUGGUGUUGCUGGUUGCUGGGAGUGACACGUCAUCAACAACCCUAGAAUGGGCAAUGGCGCUGUUGCUAAACCAUCCAGAGGAAAUGGAGAAAGUGAGAGCUGAGAUAGAGGCCAAGGUUGGAGAGAAGCGUGCGUUGGAAGAGCAAGACUUGCCAAAGCUGAGUUAUUUGCAAAAUGUGAUCAAUGAGACACUACGCUUGUACCCGCCUUUUCCAAUUCUGGUGCCUCGUGAAGCCUCUGAGGAUUGUGUGGUGGGGGGAUUUGACGUGCCACAUCAUACAAUGCUGGUGGUGAAUGCGUGGGCCAUCCAUAGGGACCCUGAGGUGUGGGAGGACCCCACAAAGUUUAAGCCAGAGAGGUUUGAAAGAUGGAUUGGUGAAGGAGGGCUUGAAGGAGGAUAUAGGCUAAUCCCAUUUGGGGCUGGAAGGCGCGGAUGUCCUGGGGCUGGCUUAGCCAACAGGUUGGUUGAACUGGCUCUAGGAAGCUUGGUUCAGUCAUUUGAGUGGGAGAGGAUUGGGGAGGACCUGGUGGAUAUGAGUGAAGGCUUGGGUCUUAUGAUGCCAAGGGUUGAGCCCUUGGAGGCUAUGUGUAAACCAAGACUAUUCACACUGGCUUCAAUGUAAAAACUAUACCUGGAAUUCCAAAGCCCAUUUUGGUUCAUUUCCCUCUCUCUGUUAUUUUUUUUCUUUGACAAAACGAUAUUCUAACUAAUCUAAUGUACCCAAGGGGAAUUGAACUCGGUACAAUGGGGCGAGCACAUUGCACCUU
Messenger RNA from Prunus avium (sweet cherry), 1855 nucleotides. RefSeq names its product cytochrome P450 81Q32-like. Lineage: Eukaryota; Viridiplantae; Streptophyta; Magnoliopsida; Rosales; Rosaceae. Gene Ontology annotation, molecular function: monooxygenase activity; iron ion binding; oxidoreductase activity, acting on paired donors, with incorporation or reduction of molecular oxygen. The record is from RefSeq and is a predicted model, not a curated record.